ACUCUGACACAGGAUGUUUGCUCUUCCAAAUCCUGAUCAGUGUUCAUUCAGAUGUCUGUUCCUUUAACUUUCUCUGAGGUUGACAAUAAUCAGUUGCACAAAACUGCCCGUGAACAAACUGGUUGCGAAACCUUCUGUUUGGGGCGACACCUCUUUAUCUUCAGCUGCGCUUCCUUUCAGCCUCACUUCGUCUGCUGGACAUAAGCUGAGAAGAUGCGGAUCUCUUUGGUUCUGUUGGCUCUGCUCUCCCUCGGCCGCGUCUCCUUCAGUCAGGAAUGUGUUGAGCCGUUACAGGAGAAUGUGGACUUUCCCGGGUCUGACAUCGCGUCUCUCUUCUCCCCCGAUGCGAAGCACUGUCAGCUGCUGUGCACCCAGCAUCCCUCCUGCCUCUUCUUCAGCUUCCUCCGCGCUGACUGGACCGGAGACGACCGUGUUUUCCACUGCCUCCUGAAGUCCGACCCGUCUGGGAGGCCCAGCGCACAGACCCCACAACAAGGCGUCACCUCUGGCUUUUCUCUCAAGCUCUGCAACCCAGACCCAAGACCAUGUCUGUCUGAUGUGUACCAGAACGUGGACUUCUUGGGCGCAGACUACAGCGCCUUGUUCACAGCAGACGCUGAGGAGUGUCAGAGAGCCUGCACCCAGGACCCCGCGUGCCAGUUCUUCACCUUUGCAAACGGGGCCUUCGCGCCAGAGAAUAUCAGGUUCCGGUGUCACCUCAAAUUCAGCUUGACGGCGCCAAGGAUUCCUGAAGUGGAGAGAAAGGCCGGUGUCAUUUCUGGAUUCUCCGAGACGAUACAAAUAACUGAAUUCUUCCAACCAGCCUGCGACGGACAGCUGUUUCCAAGUACUGACAUCCCAGGAAACGAUCUCGAGACCCUCCCUGCAGCGUCGCCUCAGCACUGCCUGGCGCUGUGCUCCGUCCGUCCACGCUGCACCUACUUCUCAUACGUCAGUAAUAGCUUCAGGUGUCACCUGAAGAACAAUCCAGCUGAACUGGUGACCCAAAGCCAAGAGGGAGUAACAUCUGGGAUCCCGGCUCACUUCUGUAACCUGAACAAUGCCUGGCUGAAGCAGGCGCUCGAAGGAGUAGAUUUCCAAGGUUCGGACCUUCGCAAUGAGCCCAUGGACGACGCCGACACGUGUCAGAGGACGUGCACUGCAGAUCCUAACUGUCUGUUCUACACUUUUACCACCGACGCCUUCGACCUGCCAGACUUCAGGCGCCGCUGCUUUCUGAAGCGCUCCAUCACCGCUCCUGCUCCUCCUCAAGUGAACAAAGCCAACAAUGUCGUGUCUGGUUUCUCCCUGAGGAGCUGCCUGUAGACGGGUCCAAAAAACAAGGGACUGCAAAUAAACAAACAUGUCCGUAAUGAUUUUCUGUGGACAGGUUUAUAUUGCGCGCACGCACACUCCUUUGACAUAAUCCAACUGUGAACUAUUGAGUAAAAACCACAAGAGACAAAUCUCUGUAACAUCCUGUUCUUCACUCAGCCUUCAGGAACAGGAAGCUGCAGAAUGUUCUAUGUGUGUGUUAAUUAUUUACAGGGCACAUACUGUACUAAUCCAAUACCACAAUCUGUGAAACAUAUGGGGAUGGAACAAUUUACAUUUACAGUUGGUGAAGUCAGCUGAGAUGUUGCUGUGUUGACUCUAUAAUACAGGUGAAUGUCAUUCAAAAGUGUGGAAGUAUCAGUAAGAUGGGUGUCCGAUCCCACCCAGUUGCAAACAACAGGACAGACUGUAAAACAGCGCAGACACGUGACUGUUUCACAGAUCCUUUCAAGCAAAGUGCUUUUUUAUUAGCUUGUGUUGCUUUCAGAAUAAAUCUUUUCUAAUAAAUAUAAAAGAAUUUAGAAUAAAACUAAAUUCUACAUUUUAGUUUUAGCAGCAGAUGUCACUGAACUGCAUUGUUUUAGCAUUUAUGUGUCACAGAAAUGUUGUAUUUUGGUUAAGAACAUGAAUUAAAGCAUACAAGAUAUGUCCCAUGA
This is a messenger RNA of Betta splendens (Siamese fighting fish), 1991 nucleotides long. RefSeq names its product coagulation factor XI-like. Gene Ontology annotation, molecular function: protein binding. Gene Ontology annotation, biological process: proteolysis. Gene Ontology annotation, cellular component: extracellular region. Bases 214 to 1326 code for a protein of 370 amino acids. NCBI's taxonomy places the organism in Eukaryota, Metazoa, Chordata, Actinopteri, Anabantiformes, Osphronemidae. The record is from RefSeq and is a predicted model, not a curated record. The transcript has 9 exons.